This is a messenger RNA of Zingiber officinale, 1042 nucleotides long. Its product is annotated as mitogen-activated protein kinase kinase 9-like. Bases 17 to 946 code for a protein of 309 amino acids. The transcript has a single exon. NCBI's taxonomy places the organism in Eukaryota, Viridiplantae, Streptophyta, Magnoliopsida, Zingiberales, Zingiberaceae. Gene Ontology annotation, cellular component: cytoplasm. Gene Ontology annotation, biological process: protein phosphorylation. Gene Ontology annotation, molecular function: protein serine/threonine kinase activity; ATP binding. The record is from RefSeq and is a predicted model, not a curated record.
AUCCACUCACUCGGCAAUGGAAGUAAACGCCGAAACUUAUUUUCCCUCUCCGCCCUUGGCCACGUCCAUCGUCCGCCAUCGGAGGCUCCCGAAUGCGGAUCUCGCGCUCGAGCUUCCUUCCCGCGACUUCCACGGCCGCCGCUUCCUUCUCCCUCCCCUGCCGCUGCCGUCGCCGCCGGCUCGCUCUCUCUCCGUUGGUUUCUCCAACGAUCAUCCCGAUUUCCUGCUCUCGGACUUCAACACGCUUCGGGCCCUCGGCCACGGCAACGGAGGUACCGUCUACGAGGUUCGCCACCGCCAGAGCGCAGCCGUGUUCGCGCUCAAGAUGGUCCGCGCCGACGUCUCGCUACGCCACCAGGUGCAGCGCGAGGUCGACAUCCUCCGCCGCACGGUUGGAUGCUGCCACGUCGUCCGAUUCCACUCCCUCGUCCGAACUCCCUCCGCCGACGUCGCACUCCUCCUCGAGAACAUGGACCGGGGAUCCACCGACGCACUUCUCCGCCGCCGCGGUCGCCGCCCCUUUCCGGAGCUCGCUCUGGCGGCCGUCGCUCGCCAGGCUCUCCUCAGCCUCCCGGAGCUGCACUCCCGCCAGAUCGUGCACCGCGACAUCAAGCCUGCGAACCUCCUCGUCAACUCCGCCGGCGAGGUCAAGAUCGCCGACUUCGGGGUGAGCAAGGUGCUGCUGCGAUCCCUCGACCCGUGCGACUCGUACGUCGGCACGUGCGCGUACAUGAGCCCGGAACGGUUAGACUCGGUCACCUACGGGGCGGACUACGAUUCGUAUGCGGCGGACGUGUGGAGCCUGGGGCUGGCAGUGCUGGAGCUGCACCAGGGACACUUCCCGCUGCUUCCGGAGGGGGUGCCGCCAGAUUGGGCGGCGCUGAUGGUGGCAAUCUGCUUGGGGGAGGCGAAAGGGGUUUUACAAUAUAUAGGCCAAAUGCAUUGAGAAAUCAGAUGCAGCAGUAUUAGAGAGUCUAAAACUAGUUGUAGUUCACAGAGAAGUAGAAUUGUUAUUUGUUUGGAGUUUGAUGCGGAUGGUAAG